This is a messenger RNA of Triticum dicoccoides, 2331 nucleotides long. Its product is annotated as receptor kinase-like protein Xa21. The transcript has 2 exons. NCBI's taxonomy places the organism in Eukaryota, Viridiplantae, Streptophyta, Magnoliopsida, Poales, Poaceae. Gene Ontology annotation, biological process: protein phosphorylation. The record is from RefSeq and is a predicted model, not a curated record. The coding region runs from base 27 to 1694 and encodes 555 amino acids. Gene Ontology annotation, molecular function: ATP binding; protein binding; protein kinase activity.
UUUUAUUUAUAGAAGGGACAUGUUACAUGUUACAUCUCGGCAUAAAUAAGAGCCUUGUUGGUCCAAUACCUAGGAACCUAUUCCUUAUAAACACAUUGUCCGUCCAUAUGAGAAUCCAAAACAAUCAAUUAACCGGGGAUUUGCCUACAGAAUUAGGUAACCUAAAGAAUAUUGGGGAACUUGAUUUCUCCGGUAAUCUGAUAUCUGGAGAGAUUCCGAUCUCCCUUGGAGAGUGCCAGACACUGCAGUUUCUGAAUGUAUCUCGGAACAACCUUCAAGGGACAAUUCCGUCAUCAAUCAUACAGAUGAAAGCCCUAUUGAUGCUUGAUCUUUCCCAUAAUAAUCUCUCAGGGAGCAUUCCUGGGUUCCUCGGGAGCAUGGAAGGGCUUGCUAGUUUGAAUCUCUCAUUCAACAACUUGGAGGGUGAGGUUCCAACAAAUGGGAUCUUCAAAAAUGCAGCUUCCGCCUCAGCCUCAAUUAAGGGAAAUAAUGGCCUGUGUGAUGGAAUCCCUCAACUGAAGUUGCCACAUUGCUCUAAUCUCACCACCACGAAAUCAACUCAGAAACUGGUUAUAAUAUUCUCCAUAUGUGGUACAGUUGUAUUUAUUGCAUCAGUAUUCGCACUGUCGACAUUCUACAGUAAGAGCAGGAAGAUGAAAUCAAACAAGCAGACAUCAUCCAUCAACGAGCAAUAUUUGAAGGUUUCCUAUGCUGAACUGGUCAGUGCAACUACUGGUUUUGCUUCAGAGAACCUCCUUGGUGCAGGAAGCUUCGGCUCGGUGUACAAGGGAACAAUGAGGAUAGAUGACCAGCAAUUAGUGAUUGCUGUGAAGGUGCUCAACCUCACGCAGCGAGGUGCAUCUCGAAGUUUCGUUGCAGAAUGUGAGACUCUGAAAUCCGUUCGACAUAGGAAUCUUAUGAAGAUAUUAACAGUGUGCUCAAGCAUUGAUUUUCAAAGCCGUGACUUCAAGGCCCUUGUGUACGAAUACCUACCAAAUGGAAAUUUAGACAGAUGGCUACACCACAACCCCAUGGAAGAUGCUGAAAAGAGGACAUUACAUCUCCGUGUGAGGCUGCAGAUUGCAAUUGAUGUAGCAUCAUCACUUGAAUACCUUCACCAACAUAAGCCAAUGCCAGUUAUUCACUGUGAUCUUAAGCCAAGCAAUGUUCUCCUUGAUUGUGAAAUGGUUGCACAUGUUGGCGAUUUUGGGCUUGCAAGGUUUGUACAUCAAGACUCGGAGAAAUCAACUAGUUGGGCAUCAAUGAGAGGCACAAUAGGCUAUGCCGCUCCAGAGUAUGGUCUGGGCAACGAAGUUUCAAUCCAUGGUGAUGUCUACAGCUACGGCAUACUGUUGCUGGAGAUGUUCACUGGAAGAAGGCCAACAGACAGCGAAUUUGGAGAAUCCUUGGGCAUUCACAAGUAUGUGCAAAUGGCAUUGCCAGACAGGGCAACAGAGGUCAUAGACCGGCACUUACUAGCAGAGACAGAAGAUGAGGAAGAAAGCAUCUCAAACUCUGAGAGCAUGGUGGAUCUGAGAAUUGCUUGCAUCACUUCAGUCCUGUGCACUGGGAUUUCAUGCUCACAAGAGACACCAACAGAUCGCAUCCAAAUCGGGGGUGCUCUGAAAGAGUUGCUAGCAAUAAGAGACAGAUUUGACAAGGAGUUGUGUGUGGAAGGUGAGCCAGUAAACUAAAGCAUAGGCCAUUCAAGCAACCAGGACUGGUCAAUAAGGACGGCAAGCUGCCAUUUCAAUAGGCUCCAGCUAGUUCCAAAUAAAAAGAGUAGUUGUGUUUUGUGGAAUAUUUGCUGUAUUGACGUAAUGGUAUAUCUGUACUGUUGAAUUGUACGUAUAUAUGGUGUUGUAUAAACCACAUGUUCUAGAAUACAUCCAUGGUGUAGCGCAUGCGUCUGUUUGUUGUAAUAAUCAGCCGGUUAUUAAGAUUGGCGUGAGGAUCAUACCGGCUGAUCUUUCUGUAAUCUGUCAAUCACCAUGGACCUAUAUAACACGUACGCGUCCCUGCCUAACAGCAUGCGCUUCCAGCCCCACUUUUUUACUUUAAUAAACUGCCUUAUGUAUUCUCCACGACUGCAAUUUUUUACUGAGUAUAUGACCAGAAAAAAAAACUCAUCUUAGCUAGGAGUACAAGAUUGCACGCUUUCACAUCAUUCCCUUCACGCAAUGCUUAGCUUAUUCGCUUAUAUCCUCGAUUAUCACCAGGAUCUCAUCCAUGACUGGGUUCUUCUUCCCUUGGAGCUUGCAACGUGUGCAAAUCACACGUGUAAACUAGCACUAAUCGCUGAGAUGGAUUGGUAAGAAUGGAAGGAAGGAG